Phanerochaete carnosa HHB-10118-sp is the source of this 2080-nucleotide messenger RNA. RefSeq lists its product as uncharacterized. Gene Ontology annotation, molecular function: flavin adenine dinucleotide binding; oxidoreductase activity, acting on CH-OH group of donors. The record is from RefSeq and is a predicted model, not a curated record. The transcript has 18 exons. NCBI's taxonomy places the organism in Eukaryota, Fungi, Basidiomycota, Agaricomycetes, Polyporales, Phanerochaetaceae. Bases 15 to 1916 code for a protein of 633 amino acids.
ACUGCAAAUAAGGGAUGGCGGAAAAGUUGGCUCGCAGCCAAGACAUCGACGGCAGAGCGUUCGACUACAUCAUUAUUGGCAAGUGCCUCAGACAUUUUGAGACUGCGGGAUCUGUCCUUGCCCAUCGCCUUAGUGAGGAUCCCAAUGUGACCGUUGCAGUUCUGGAGGCAGGCAAGGCUCACUUCGAUGAUCCUUUGAUCAACAGCCCGCUACUAUUUAGCAAACAAUUUGGGAGCCCCGAGUACGACUGGGCAUUCCCAGUCGUACCCCAAGAGAAUGCCCCGCAGGCGCACCUCCUUCCUUGGAGUCGAGGGACGGGGCUUGGUGGCAGCUCUAAGAUGAACAUCCUUGCUUACACCAAACCAGCCCGCGAGGAGAUGGAUGCUUUGGAAGCUUUAGGAAACCCGGGCUGGAACUGGGAGUCUUAUCAGAAGUAUAUCAAGAAGGCAGAAGGGUAUUUACGCUCCUGCAGAUAUGCACAUCGUCGCUCAGUCAGCGUCAUCGCAGAUUCCGCAUACCUCGCCCUCGCGAGAUCGACGAUAGCUUCCGAGACCUCUAUCACCCGGACUCCGUCGGACACGAUGGCUCGUCCGCUUACCGUGUCCUUCGUUCCCACCGGAUCUGGCGCCGAUGCCGCAUUCCAACAGAGUCUGGCUAAGAAUGGACUCGACGUCCUCACAGAUGCACUGGGCGGUGAGAUAAUAGGUUCCUGGAAAGGGUUAUCGACUUUCGACCCAGAUUCAGGCCGUCGGGUGGAUGCUGCAACGGCAUACCUACUGCCGAUACUCGAUAGACCAAAUCUCAAAGUCUUAACUGAGGCGUAUGUUUGUCGGAUCCUGACGGAGGGCGAAGGAGAGAGCGUCGUGGCUCGCGGAGUCGAAUUCGAGCAUGGUGGGAGGACGCAGAAGGCCUUUGCUGCACGCGAGGUCAUAUUGAGUGCCGGGGGUAUCAAAUCUCCUCAGAUUCUCGAACUCAGCGGAAUCGGGGAUAGGAAGAUCCUGGAGCCUCUGGGUAUUCGUACAGCUGUUGACCUUCCGGCAGUCGGUAACAACUCGCAAGAGCAUCACCUCUGCCGGGCCCCAUUCCUGCGUAUGAAGGAAGGGAAAGGGCUCAUCACCGGCUAUAUGCUGGCGACUGAUGAGCGCGUGGCUGCAGACUUGAAAGAGAUGCACAAGCUAGAUAUCGACUAUGCCAUUGUCCUUAAUGCCUUAGCCUUCGCACCCUUGCAGACAAUGACAGAUAGGGCGCCCGAAAUGAUCGCAAAGAAGAAGGCGCAGCUGGCCAAGAACUGGGAAACUUAUCCUCCUGGCCUCCGCAAGCAAUAUGAGCUCAUGCUGAAGCUUCUCGAGAGUGUCAAGGGUGCCGAUAUCGAGUAUUUCGUUUCCGCGUCGAUGUUCAGACAGCCGCCGGAGCCUCGAAAGCCGCAUAUGGGAGUUACUCCCAAUUUGACGCAUCCCUGGUCCCGUGGUGCAAUUCAUAUCGCGUCCGCAGAUCCAAAAGCGCAACCCCGGAUCGACCCGCAUUAUUUCGAGGAUGAGAUGGACCUGGAGAUCAUGGCCGAAGGCUUAAAGUACAUUCUCAAGGUCAUCCGAACUCCUCCGUUCAAUGAUUUGGUCGACCUCGAGUUGAUACCUGGAUUGGCUGUCGAUGUCUCCACUGAUGAGAAGCUUAAAGAUUUUAUCAGAAAAAACACUUCUACAACAUGGCACACCUGCGGAACCUGCUCGAUGAUGCCCAGGGGGCUUGGCGGUGUGGUAGAUCCGGAGCUGAGAGUGUAUGGUACGAAGAACCUCCGCGUCGUGGAUCUGUCGGUAUUACCACUCAUGGUUGCGGUUCAUACCCAAGCGGUCGUCUACGGGAUUGCCGAGCAAGCUGCGGACAUCAUCAAGAAGUCCGCUCAGAGUACUAGUGUCUGAACGGAGAAACGUUAAUAAACAUGAUCAUACAAGAGCAGAACAACCUGUCCUCAAGUUUAUAAUACCUCCUUAUGUAUGUGAAGUACGAUAAGAUGCCGCAACUGUUGUAGUAUGCUGUUCCCGUGAGUUCGCCUCACCGCUGAGCCGAAUCCCAAAGGCGAUCC